AUGGGACAUUCAAAGCCAGUUUACACACCUGUCGAAGAAAAGUUGAAGUUGUCAAGAGAAAAUGAUGGAAAAAGAGUAGACUUAACUCAAUAUAAAAGUUUGAUCGAAAGCCUGAGAUAUUUGACUGCGACAAGACCAGAUAUAGUUUAUGGAGUUGGAUUGCUCAGCAGAUUCAUGGAAGAACCAUGUGUUAGUCAUUGGCAAGGAGCUAAGAAGAUUCUUCGUUAUAUCAAAGGUACACUGACUGGUGGAAUUUUUUAUGCUAGUAAUAAUAAAGUGAAACUUGCUGGAUACACAGAUAGUGAUUGGGAUGGAGAUAUAGAAACAAGAAAAAGCACGUCAGGGUACGCAUUUCAUUUGGGCAUAGGUGCAAUUUCAUGGUCUUCGAAGAAACAACCCGUUGUUGCACUUUCUACUGCUGAAGCUGAAUAUAUUGCAGCAACCAAUUGUCCUACUCAAACCGUAUGGAUGAGACACUGA
Messenger RNA from Vicia villosa (hairy vetch), 480 nucleotides. Its product is annotated as secreted RxLR effector protein 161-like. NCBI's taxonomy places the organism in Eukaryota, Viridiplantae, Streptophyta, Magnoliopsida, Fabales, Fabaceae. The record is from RefSeq and is a predicted model, not a curated record. Bases 1 to 480 code for a protein of 159 amino acids. The transcript has a single exon.